AUGGCGUCGCCACCUUCUCCUUCCGCUUCUCAGUUCCUCCUCCUCCUCCUCCUCUUCGUCCUCGCUCUCUACACCGCGACGCCUUCCGCCCUCACCUGCACCACGCAGAAGCUCACCGACUCUGCCAACAACCUCUACGCCAACUGCCUGGACCUCCCCGUGUUGGAUUCCUUCCUCCACUGGACCCACGACCGCGCCAACUCCUCCCUCUCGGUGGCCUUCCUGGCGACGCCGCCGAGCCCCGGGGGGUGGGUCUCCUGGGGGAUCAACCCCACGGGGAUCGGCAUGGUGGGGGCGCAGGUGCUGGCGGGGUUCAAGGGCGGCGAAGGCGGCGCAGUCACCGUGAAAACGUUUGACUUGAAGUCAUACGGGGUCAUUAAUCCCGGGAAGCUGUCGUUCGAGGUGUGGGACAUGAAGGGCGAAGAGGUCGGAGGGAUGAUUAGGAUCUUGGCGAAGGUUAAGGUUCCGGUGAAGGGGGAGAGUGUCAACCACGUAUGGCAGGUGGGACCCUCAGUCACCGGUGGGAUGAUCGCCAGGCAUGACUUCAAACCCGCCAAUUUGAAUUCCAAGGGAACUCUUAGCUUCAGUGGGGAACAGAGUAAUGUUGCCCCUGCGGUCGACCCCGUCACAGUAAAGAAAAAUAUUCAUGGAAUUCUAAAUGGUGUGAGUUGGGGUGUGCUGUUUCCCCUUGGAGUGAUGAUAGGAAGGUAUCUGAGGACUUUUCCAUCUGCAGAUCCAGCUUGGUUCUAUCUUCAUGUUGGUUGCCAGGUCUCUGCUUAUGCCAUUGGCGUUGCGGGAUGGGGAACAGGUAUGAAACUGGGAAGCGAAUCAGAGGGGAUUCAAUACAGUGUGCAUCGCAAUAUCGGAAUUACCCUCUUUUGCUUUGCCACCCUACAGGUUUUCGCAUUGUUCCUGAGGCCAGGGAAGAGUCACAAGUACAGGUACAUAUGGAACAUGUAUCACCAUGGCAUUGGGUACAGUGUGGUUAUCUUGGGAAUCAUCAACGUAUUCAGGGGCUUCAGCAUCUUGCAUCCUGAAGAGAAAUGGAAAACAACUUACACUGCAGUGCUUAUUGCACUGGGGGUAGUUGCCUUAUUCUUGGAAGUUAUCACUUGGAUUGUUGUGUUGAAGAGAAAGUCUGAGAAGUCCCCCAAAACUUAUGAUGGAUACACUGGACAACCAACUACAGACCAACCCCUUCAGUAA
Messenger RNA from Sphenostylis stenocarpa, 1206 nucleotides. The record is from the annotation of a GenBank genome assembly. NCBI's taxonomy places the organism in Eukaryota, Viridiplantae, Streptophyta, Magnoliopsida, Fabales, Fabaceae.